ACCCCAGGGAGACCCCUGCUCGCUCCAGCUCACCACUCGCUCUCACUGGCCAGCACCCUGGGGAGACCCCGGCUCACCUCGGCCUGGCUGCACAGGGGGUGCUGAGAUGUGCAGUUUGCUCCACUCUAACUCUUGGCGUUGGGGUUUUUUGGGCAGCGCCUGGCCCCGUGGGGCACCUCAGCUUCAGCGACAUCCUGGACACGUCGCUGAAGGUCAGCUGGCAGGAGCCCCUGGAGAAGAACGGCAUCCUGACCGGCUACCGGAUCUCCUGGGAGGAAUACAACCGCACCAACACACGGGUGACGCACUACCUGCCCAACGUCACCCUGGAGUACCGCGUCACCGGCCUCACCGCCCUCACCACCUACACCAUCGAGGUGGCCGCCAUGACAUCCAAGGGGCAGGGCCAACUGUCCUCCUCCACCAUCUCCUCCGGGGUCCCUCCAGAGCUCCCCGGCGCGCCGACCAAUCUGGGCAUCUCCAACAUCGGCCCGCGCUCCGUCACGCUCCAGUUCAGGCCGGGCUACGACGGGAAGACCUCCAUUUCCCGCUGGCUGGUGGAAGCUCAGGUGGGUCAGAUCGGCGAGAACGAGGAGUGGGAGCUUAUUCACCAGCUGGCCAACGACCCCGAUGCCCGCUCCAUGGAGGUGCCCAACCUCCACCCGUACAUGUACUACAGCUUCCGCCUGCGGCAGGUGAACAUCGUGGGCACCAGCCCGCCCAGCGUGCCCUCCAGGAGGAUGCAGACCCUGCAGGCUCCCCCGGACGUGGCGCCCGCCAACGUCACCCUGCGGACGGCCAGCGAGACCAGCCUGUGGCUGCGCUGGAUGGUGAGUGACCACGGGGCGCGUCCUGGAAACCCCAGGCCUGUGCCCACCCCCUGCCCGGGAUGGGCACUGCCACCACGUCUACCCGGGGCGCUCCCUUGGGUGGGGAGCCGGGAAUGA
Messenger RNA from Terrapene triunguis (Three-toed box turtle), 947 nucleotides. Its product is annotated as protein sidekick-2-like. The record is from RefSeq and is a predicted model, not a curated record. Lineage: Eukaryota; Metazoa; Chordata; Testudines; Emydidae. The transcript is spliced from 5 exons. The annotation marks the transcript as partial. Gene Ontology annotation, molecular function: protein binding.